AUGGCCGUAAGGCCAACCAGCAGUCGGCAAUUUGACAAAAACAACAACAGUAACACCAAUAAUAAUUCUGAAAAGCAAAGAGUUGUUGAAUUUAAUAUAAAAGAAGAAUCUUCUGAUAAAUCUUCUGAUUUAUUAAAUACAGUAAAAACAGAAAAUAAAAAAGAAGAAAAAUAUUUAAAAAGAGAAUUAGCCUAUAGAAGUAUUAUUUUAUUUAGUUCUUUAUUUAGUAUUAGUGCACUUCUUUGCCUUUGUGCAUUACUUCCAUCAUUAUAUAGCCAUGUUAAUAGUUUGGCUGGAUUUGCGAGAAAAGAUUUUGCUUUUUGUGAAAGAACAGCACUCGAUUCAGAAAUGGCAUUACCUAUUAAAAAUCAAAAAGUAGAAAUUUCAAAAACGAAUAGAAGUAAAAGACAUGUUCCUUAUGGUAGUGGAUAUAAUGCUGCAUUAAUGAAUGGAGGAGGGCCUAUGUUUCAAGAAUGCCCGGCUUGUUGUAUUCCUGGCGAAAGAGGACCUCCUGGUGAUCCAGGCCUUCCAGGAAUUCCAGGUGCUCCUGGCCCUGAUGGGGCACAAGGUCGGCCAGGAACUACUCCAAAUGCUUCGUGUAUUCCUGAAAGAGUAUUUGAACCUCCACCAUGCUUGCCUUGUCCACAAGGACCGAGAGGGCCACCUGGACAUCCAGGAUUUCCUGGGGAGAUGGGUGAUUCAGGUAUUCCAGGUCGUCCCGGUCGAGAUGGAUUACCAGGGAAAAAAGGAGAAGAUGGGCCUCCCGGAUUAGAUGGUCAACCAGGACCUGCAGGACCGCCUGGCGAUAAAGGAUCAACACCAGAGGCACAUAUAAUUCCAGGUCCACCUGGUGAUCCUGGCGAAACUGGACCUUGGGGGCCUCCUGGCCUUGCAGGUCCACCAGGUGAAGAUGGUUAUCCAGGAAGUGCUGGUGAAAAGGGAUGGCCUGGAUUACCUGGACCUCCUGGGGCAAUGGGUGCUUCUGGACAAUCUGGUCCUCAGGGAGAGCCUGGCCCUACGGGCACACCUGGAACUUGUGUAUGUCAAGAUACCGAAAUUGUGGUUACUGAACAAAAGAAAAAGAUAACACAAGGAGGAGGGGGAUAUCCGCCAUCUACAAAUGCAAUAGGUGGUGGUUAUUCACAACAAGGAGGUUAUGCACGAAAGAAAAAGAAAAGGCAUUAA
Messenger RNA from Meloidogyne enterolobii, 1185 nucleotides. NCBI's taxonomy places the organism in Eukaryota, Metazoa, Nematoda, Chromadorea, Rhabditida, Meloidogynidae. The record is from the annotation of a GenBank genome assembly.